Messenger RNA from Salarias fasciatus (jewelled blenny), 1690 nucleotides. It is a transcript of the gene uqcrc2b, whose product is annotated as ubiquinol-cytochrome c reductase core protein 2b. The transcript is spliced from 14 exons. Gene Ontology annotation, biological process: proteolysis. Gene Ontology annotation, cellular component: mitochondrion. Bases 57 to 1436 code for a protein of 459 amino acids. Gene Ontology annotation, molecular function: metal ion binding; metalloendopeptidase activity. NCBI's taxonomy places the organism in Eukaryota, Metazoa, Chordata, Actinopteri, Blenniiformes, Blenniidae. The record is from RefSeq and is a predicted model, not a curated record.
GUGGGUAGGACACUUUGAGGCCGUCCAUUGCUCCGUCGUCCUGAAGGAGAGAGGAGAUGAAGGGGAUCCGGGGAAUCAGCCAGCUCUCGAGGCGGUUCUAUGCGGCGGUCAGAGCGGGCCAGUCCCUUGUGCAGCCCCUGGCUGGCCUCAAGCUCUCGCCCGGGGCUGCCCGCUCCUACCAGGAUAUCCAUGUAACCAAACUCCCCAGUGGCCUGGUGAUCGCCUCACUGGAAAACUAUUCUCCAGCCUCCAAGAUCGGUGUGUUUGUCAAGGCUGGCUGCCGUUACGAGACCCCCGAGAACCAGGGCGUGACCCACCUGCUCCGACUGGCCUCCAGUUUGACAACCAAAGGAGCUUCGGCUUUUAAGAUUUGUCGUGGUAUUGAAGCAGUCGGUGGCAGUCUGAGCGUCACGUCUUCCAGAGAAACCAUGAUGUAUUCCGUCGACUGCCUGAGAGAUGACAUUGACACGGUGAUGGAGUAUCUGAUCAACGUGACGACGGCCCCGGAGUUCCGUCCGUGGGAGGUGUCGGACCUCACGUCACGAGUCGAGCUGGACAAAGCACAGGCUGCACAGAGCCCUCAGAUCGGCGUGGUGGAAGCCCUGCACGGAGCGGCCUAUAAGAACGCCCUCUGUAACUCGCUGUACUGCCCGGACUACAUGGUCGGCAACAUCCAGUCUGAGCAUCUGCACCAGUUUGUUCAGAACAAUUUCACAAGUGCCAGAAUGGCUCUUCUGGGAAUUGGUAUCGACCACGCGGUGCUGAAGCAGGUGGGAGAGCAGUUCCUCAACAUCCGCAGCGGCGCAGGAACCACGGGCGCCGCGGCGCAGUACCGUGGAGGCGAGGUGCGCGUGGCCGGCACCGCCGGCCUGGUGCAAGCGGCGGUGGUGAGCCAGUCGGCGGCGGCCGGCACCGACGAGGCGCUGGCCUUCAGCGUGCUGCAGCACCUGCUGGGAGGCGGCCCGCACGUGAAGAGGGGCUCCAACGCUUCCAGCAAACUCAUCCAGGGCGUCGCCAAGGCGACCGCCGAGCCCUUUGAUGUCAGUGCGUUCAACGCCAGCUACUCGGACUCCGGCCUCUUCGGGGUCUACACCAUCGCCCACGCCGCGUCCGCCGGGGAGGUGAUCAAGGCGGCCGUCGCUCAGGUCAACGCCGUCGCGUCCGGCGGAGUCACGGCAGCCGACCUGACCCGGGCCAAGGCGCAGCUCCAGGGUCAGUUCCUCAUGUCUCUGGAAACGUCUGAAGGCCUGCUGGAGGCCAUGGGCACUCAGGCGCUGGCUGCGGGGUCGUACCACUCCCCCGAGGAAAUCUCCAAGAAGAUCGACAACGUGUCCCUGACUGAUGUUGCUAAUGCUGCCAAGAAAUUUGCGUCUGGGAAGAAGACCAUGGCGUCCUCUGGAAACCUCUCAAAGGUCCCCUUCGUGGACGAGAUUUGAUUUGUUCCUGUUCAACUUGUAUUGUACCUGAUUGAUAACACAGCAGGUGCAUCCGGAGAAACUAGAGAAGGUCAUCACAAAGUUGUUCAACGCUUUCUGUCAUAACACCUCUGGGAUAUUUAUAGGUGUUGUAAACGUUUAAUUUCAGACGAUGUUGCUCUGGUGCAUCAUGGUACACCCCCACCUCCACCCGCCAUCCGUCACCAUUAACUGUAUAGCUGAUGUAAAAUAAGGAAUAAAUUCUAUCUACCUGA